Morus notabilis is the source of this 2597-nucleotide messenger RNA. Its product is annotated as beta-galactosidase 1. The transcript has 18 exons. The record is from RefSeq and is a predicted model, not a curated record. NCBI's taxonomy places the organism in Eukaryota, Viridiplantae, Streptophyta, Magnoliopsida, Rosales, Moraceae. Gene Ontology annotation, molecular function: beta-galactosidase activity. Gene Ontology annotation, cellular component: cell wall; vacuole. The coding region runs from base 70 to 2259 and encodes 729 amino acids. Gene Ontology annotation, biological process: carbohydrate metabolic process.
GAGGCAAAAAAAAAAAAGUCAAAAGUUCAUCUUUCUUUCUUUCUGUUAGUAAGGCUUUAAGAAGUCAGUAUGGCUUCAGCUUUAAGAAAGAAGAUGAUUUUUUUGUUGGUAAUAAUCUGUUUGUCAUGGGUUUUUGAAGUGGAAGCCAGAGUGUCUUAUGACAAUAGAGCUAUUAUCAUCAAUGGCAGAAGAAGAAUACUUAUCUCUGGUUCCAUUCACUACCCAAGAAGCACUCCUGAGAUGUGGCCUGACCUUAUUCAGAAGGCCAAAAAUGGAGGGUUGGAUGUCAUACAGACCUAUGUGUUUUGGAAUGGACAUGAGCCUUCUCCAGGAAAAUACUAUUUUGAGGGAAGGUAUGAUCUAGUUCAGUUCAUCAAAUUGGUACAAAAAGCAGGUCUUUAUGUUCAUCUUCGCAUUGGGCCUUAUGUGUGUGCUGAAUGGAACUUUGGGGGUUUUCCUGUAUGGCUGAAGUAUGUUCCUGGUAUUGUGUUUAGAACAGAUAAUCAGCCUUUUAAGGCUGCAAUGGAAAAGUUCACACAAAAGAUUGUAAAUAUGAUGAAGUCAGAAAACCUGUUUGAACCUCAAGGAGGUCCCAUUAUUCUGUCUCAGAUUGAGAAUGAAUAUGAAAUAGUGGAAAAUUCAUUUGGUGAUGCUGGCAAAUCUUAUGCAAGAUGGUCAGCAAACAUGGCUGUGGGGCUCAAAACUGAAGUACCAUGGGUCAUGUGCAAGCAAGGAGAUGCCCUUGAUCCAAUAAUAAAUUCCUGCAAUGGUUUCUAUUGUGAGAACUUCUUACCUAACCGGGACAAUAAACCCAAAAUGUGGACAGAAGCAUGGACAGGCUGGCUAUUGAAGUUUGGUGGUCCUGCACCUUAUAGACCAGUAGAAGACUUGGCAUUUGCAGUGACAAGAUUCAUACAGAACAAGGGUUCAUAUAUAAACUAUUAUAUGUAUCAUGGAGGAACCAAUUUUGGUAGGACAGCUGGUGGCCCAUUCAUUGCCACUAGCUAUGACUAUGAUGCACCACUUGAUGAAUAUGGACUAACAAGGGAACCAAAGCACAGUCAUUUAAGAGACUUGCACACAACCAUUAGACUAUGCGAACCAGCCUUAGUUUCUGCAAACCCCGUGAGAACGUCCGUUGGGAGAAAACAAGAGGCUCAUGUUUUCAAUACCAAAUCUGGGGUUUGUGCUGCAUUCCUGGCAAACUAUGACCCUCAAUAUUUUGUUAACGUGACCUUCAGAGGAAGACAAUAUGGCCUUCCUCCUUGGUCCAUCAGCAUUCUUCCACACUGCCAGGAAGCAACUUUCAACACUGCAAGGGUUAGGGCUGCAAGCUUAGAUGUGAAGAUGGAGUUUGCAAAGAAAUUCUCUUGGGAAUCAUACACUGAAGGAGUUCCCUCCACAGAUGACAUGAAUUCAUUUGUGGCUCAUGGAUUGUUGGAACAACUAAAUGUUACCAGAGAUACCUCAGAUUAUUUGUGGUACACAACAAAUGUCAAUAUAAGGAAAGAUGACGGGUUUUUAAAUUAUGGAGACUUUCCUAUCCUUAAAGUUUCAUCAGCAGGCCAUGCUUUGCAAGUUUUCAUCAAUGGUGAAUUAUCAGGGACUGCUUAUGGGAGACUUGCAAAUCCUAAGUUAAAGUUUAGUGACAAGGUGACUUUGAAAGCUGGUAUUAACAAGAUCUCCUUGUUAAGUGUCACUGUUGGUCUCCCGAAUGUUGGCCUGCAUUUUGAGAAAUGGAAUGUUGGUGUUCUUGGGCCAGUGACAUUGGAGGGCUUAAGUGGGAGAACAUUGGACUUCUCUAAAUGGAAGUGGUCCUAUAAGACUGGUCUAGAAGGCGAAACAUUAGGCCUGUAUUCAUUCAAGGGAAGCUCCUCUGUCAAGUGGGCUAAAGGAUCAUCAGUGCGUAAAGAGCAGGCCUUAACAUGGUACAAGACCAUAUUUGAUGCGCCAGAAGGCAAAGAUCCACUAGCUCUAGAUAUGAGCAGCAUGGGAAAAGGUCAAAUAUGGAUAAAUGGUCAAAGCAUCGGACGGCACUGGCCUGCACACAAAGCAUCCGGUGGCUGCAGUCAAUGCAGUUACUCCGGAACCUUCCUUGAAAACAAAUGCCUACGUGGUUGCGGAGAUGCCUCCCAGAAAUGGUACCACGUCCCGCGCUCAUGGCUGCGCCCGAAAGGUAACCUAUUGGUUGUGUUUGAAGAGCAAGGUGGUGAUCCAACUGGGAUUUCUUUGAUGAGAAGGACAAUACAAAAGGAUUGAUGAAUUUUUGUUGGAAAAAAGAUCAUGUCAUGAUGAGUGUAAAAUAUCUCAGUGGCACACAUAUUUUGACCAUAGCUGAGCUAAGGGACAAACAUGCAUGGAUUAUUGCUAAAGAUUUCAAUCUUUUUUGAAAGUUGAUGGGGACACUGAGUAUAAGGAAAUGGUUCUUUCGUUGCGCUGUAAUAAUAAGAACAAAUGAGGGGGGAAAAAAAGGUAAAUAUGAAAUGUCUGCCAUUACUAUCAAUUCACAGACACAAUCAUUCUAGUAUUUAACUGUAAAGAACUUUCACCUUCAUUUGUGUUUUUGUAGGGAAAAUAUUCUUCUUACAACUUUUCAU